Molecule: messenger RNA, 2118 nt
Organism: Hansenula ciferrii
Lineage: Eukaryota; Fungi; Ascomycota; Saccharomycetes; Phaffomycetales; Wickerhamomycetaceae
Product: WH2 domain-containing protein
Exons: 1
Coding region: 1-2118 (705 amino acids)
Molecular function (GO): actin binding
Source: RefSeq, a predicted model, not a curated record
AUGCCUCCUCCACCUCCUCCACCGCCUCCUCCAAUGGGUGGUCCUCCUCCUCCAGGUCCUCCUCCUUCAAUGGGUGGGAAAAGUUCAAAACCUCCAUCAAAUCCAAUGGCUGGAAGAGAUGCUUUAUUAGGUGAUAUUAGAAGUGGUACAAAAUUGAAAAAAGCUCAAACUAAUGAUAGAAGUGCUCCUAAAGUUGGUGGGGGUCCAACUGAUUCUUCCUCAUCAAGUGCACCAACUCCAAUGGGGAUCCCACCAUCAAUUCCAUCAUCAAGACCAGGUAAUAAUUCAGAUUCAAGUGCUGGUGCUCCAUCUGCUCCUGCUGUUCCACAAAUUGGUGGAUUAUUUGCUAAUGGUAUCCCUAAACUAAAGAAACAUGUUGUUACAAAUGAUCAUAGUUCCAAUACACCAAGUGCUCCAUCAAUUCCAAGUCUACCCAAAUCAAGACCUUCCAAAGAUACAAAUUCAACUCCAUCAUCAGCUCCACCACCACCUCCAGUUCCAAAUGUAGGAGCACCGCCAAUCCCAGGUCAGAAUAAUUUAAAAGUUCCACCAAGAAUACCUAAAAAAAGUGAUCAUGUUCGUCAAAAAUCUACAAGUUCAAUAAAUUCAAUAUCAAGUUCAAAUUCAAAUAAUGGUGGUCCACCUCCAUUACCUUCAGGUUCAGCACCAUCAAUCCCAACAUCAAGACCAACAAAACAAGCUCCAUCAAAUGCUGCACCACCUCCACCACCAGGUCCACCUCCACUACCAGGAUCUUCAGCUCCAAGUAUUCCUUCAUCAAGACCAAAUCGUUCAUCAACAUCUAUACCAACAGCUCCUUCAGCCCCUGCAGCUCCUCCACCACCACCAAUGGCACCACCUGCUCCUUCAUUACCAUCUAGUGGACCUCCACCACCUCCUCCAUUACCAUCAACAAAUGCUCCUCCAGCUCCUCCAGCUCCUGGCCCACCACCACCACCAUCUAUCCCAGCUCCAUCUUCAAAGAAAUCAUCAACACCAGCUCCAACACCAAAUAUAGGAGGUGGUUUACCAUUCUUGGCUGAAAUUAAUAAAAAAAGAGAUGAUUCGUAUGUUGUUGAUUCCAUACCAUCAGGAUUCUCAGCUUCAGAACAAACACCAAGUGCUUCAAGCGCUCCAAGUCCACCAGUUCCAAGUCCACCAAAACCACAAUCAUCAAAUACAGGAGGAGGAAAUCUUGCAGAAAUUAUAGCAGCAAAAGUUGGAAAUAAAAAUAAAUCACAAGCUCCAACUCCAAUUGCACCACCAAUUCCAUCCAUAUCAAAACCAUCAACUCCAUCAAAUGCACCACCUACUCCUCCACCACCUGCCCCUGUUACAUCUGCUCCUUCAUUACCUUCUGCUCCUCCUCCACCUCCAAUGGCUCCACCACCACCAUCUAUACCAUCAACAUCAAAUACAUCACCGGCUCCAUCAGCUCCUCCAACUAAUUUAGGAGGUGGUUUACCAUUUUUAGCAGAAAUUCAAAAUAAAAGAGAUGAUAGAUUUGUUGUUGAUGAAACAUCUUCAGGAAAUUCCACACCAAACCCAUCAGGUCCACCUCCUCCUCCUCCACAAUCAUCUGCUCCAUCAUUACCUAGAGCUUCUGCUCCACCUCCGCCACCUGCUCCUGUUCCAUCUGCUCCAUCAUUACCAAAAACAUCUGCUCCACCUCCACCACCUCAACCUGCUCCUCCAUCACAAGCACCUCCACCACCAGCUUCACCAUCGAGAGUAUCUACAACUUCAUCAUUUGGUAAAUCUGCUCCUCCUCCACCUCCAUCACAAGCUCCACAACAACAUGAGUCUCAAAAUCAACAGCAGCAACAUCAUCAUCAUAUACCAGGAGGAUCAUUUAAACAACGAUUAUUUGGGAAAUCAGCAGCUUCACCACCUUCUUCAUCUCAACAACAAGAAAUUUCAUCAAAUACCAAGAUUGAUAGUUCAUUAUAUACAAUAAAUGGAGGAUCAAAUAAUGAAAGGAUAAAAAUUGAUGAUUCAAGAUUUAAAUUUAUAAAUCAGAAUGAUUUACCUAAACCAAGAGUAUUUGAAGGGAAACAAAAAUUAUAUCCUUCUGGGAGAGGUAGUUCAGUUCCAUUAAAUUUAAGUUUAUUUAAUUGA